UCGCUGCCUGGUGCAAGCGUCUCUCUAGCUGCCUUUGGGUGCUGCACCAGCCGGUGAUCCGGGGCUCGGCCGGGGCUCUUCAGACCACCGUGCAGGGCUUUAUGCUUCAGCAGGGGAUAUUUCUGCUUUUCUUUGGGAAUCAACAUCAUGAGAAACCUCAAGUUACUGCGUACCCUGGAGUUUCGGGAUAUUCAGGCUCCAGGGAAGCCUCAGUGCUUCACUCUUCGAACUGAACAGGGAACAGUGCUCAUUGGCUCAGAGCUUGGACUGAUAGAAGUUGACCCUGGCACGAGAGAAGUGAAAAAUGAAAUUUCUCUAGUGGCAGAAGGUUUUCUCCCCGAGGACGGAAGUGGCCGCAUCGUUGGUGUUCAGGACUUGCUGGAUCAGGAGUCUGUGUGUGUGGCCAUGGCCUCGGGAGACGUCAUUCUCUGCAAUCUCAGCACACACCAGCUGGAAUGUGUCGGAAGCGUCGCCAGUGGUAUCUGUGUCAUGAGCUGGAGUCCUGACCAGGAGCUGGUGCUCCUCGUUACAGGUCAACAGACCCUGAUUAUGAUGACGAAAGACUUUGAACCCAUCAUGGAACAACAAAUCCACCAGGAGGAUUUUGGUGAAAGCAAGUUUGUCACUCUUGGAUGGGGCAAGAAGGAGACCCAGUUCCACGGAUCAGAAGGGAGGCAAGCAGCCUUUCAGAUGCACACGCACGAGUCUGCUUUGCCCUGGGAUGACCACAGACCCCGGGUGACUUGGCGUGGUGAUGGCCAGUUCUUUGCAGUGAGUGUUGUUUGCCCAGAGACAGGGGCCCGGAAGGUGAGAGUGUGGAACCGAGAGUUUGCUCUGCAGUCAACCAGUGAGCCUGUGGCAGGACUCGGACCGGCUCUGGCAUGGAAACCCUCUGGCAGUUUGAUUGCAUCCACGCAAGAUAAACCCAACCAGCAGGAUGUUGUGUUUUUUGAGAAAAAUGGACUUCUCCAUGGACAGUUUACUCUCCCUUUCUACAAAGAUGAGGUGAAGGUAAAUGAACUCCUCUGGAAUGCGGAUUCCACUGUGCUUGCAGUGUGGCUGGAGGAUCUUCAGAGCGAAGAGAGCUCCUCUCGAAAGACCUAUGUUCAGCUCUGGACAGUGGGCAACUACCACUGGUAUCUCAAGCAGAGUCUGCCCUUUGACACCGGUGAGAAGAGCAAGAUAGUGUCUCUGACGUGGGACCCGGUGAUCCCGUUCCGGCUGCAUGUCGUCUGCCAGGGCUGGCAUUACCUCUGCUAUGACUGGCACUGGGCCACUGACCGGAGCGCUGGAGAGAACUCCAGUGACAUGGUCAAUGUCGCCGUCAUCAGUGGAAACAGGGUGUUGGUAACGGUCUUCCGGCAGAUGGUGGUCCCACCUCCCAUGUCCACCUACCAGGUGCUCUUCCGGCACCCCGUGAACCAAGUCAUGUUCUCUCUGCACCCUCAGAAGAGUAACGACCUCGCGGUCCUGGACGCCAGUAACCAGAUCUCUGUUUAUCGAUACGGUGAUGGUGCAAGUGUGGACCCCACGGUGAAACCAGGAGCCGCAGGUGGCUGUGGCUUGAAAGUAUUCUUUAGAAUGCCUCACCUGGAAAAGAGAUACAGAAUUCAAUUUGCGAAUGGUGAAGAUCAGGAAGUCAACCCACUGAAACUCAGCUUGAUCGCCUGGAUCCAAGAUGACGUUUUCCUGGCUGUCAGCCACAGUGCAUCCAGCUCUCGGUCUGUCAUUCAGCAUCUGACCACGGUCCCUUCGGAGACGGAUGAUGAGCAAGGACAGCUCAGUAUUAGUUCGUCUGUGACAGUGGAUGGGGUGAUAAUCAAUGCAUGCUGCAGUUCCAAGACCAAAUCCAUAGCAUUGCAGCUUGCUGAUGGUCAGAUACUUAAGUACCUUUGGGAGUCCCCCUCUCACGUUGUUGAGCCCUGGAAGAAUCCUGAUGGAAUUCCUGUUCGGUUUCCUUACCCAUGCACGCAGAUGGAAUUGGCCAGUAUUGGAGGGGAGGAAUGUGUCCUCGGUUUGUCUGACAGGUGUCGUUUUUUCGUCAAUGACACUGAGAUUGCUUCAAAUAUCACAUCAUUUGUGGUUUAUGAUGAGUUCUUACUGCUGACAACCCAUUCCCAUACCUGCCAGUGUUUUUGCCUGAGAGAGGCUUCGCUUAAAACAUUACAGGCAAGCCUGGGCAGCGGUCCCGUGUCGAACGGGGAGACUUCCCGGAAGGUGGAGCGGGGCUCACGAAUCGUCGCUGUUGUGCCCCAGGACACAAAGCUUAUUUUACAGAUGCCAAGAGGAAACUUGGAAGUUGUUCACCAUCGAGCCCUGGUUUUAGCUCAGCUUCGGAAGUGGUUAGAUAAACUUAUGUUUAAGGAAGCAUUUGAAUGCAUGAGAAAACUGAGAAUUAAUCUCAAUCUGAUUCAUGAUCACAAUCCUAAGGUAUUUCUUGACAAUGUGGAAAACUUCAUCAGACAGAUAGAUUCUGUGAAUCAUAUUAAUUUAUUUUUCACAGAAUUAAAGGAAGAGGAUGUCACAAAGACCAUGUACCCUCCCCUGGUGGCUCGUGAGCUGGACAAGCUCUCUGAGGACCUCGAGGGAAACAAAGUCGAUCUUAUCUGCGACGCUAUGAGAGCAGCCAUGGAGAACAUAAAUCCUCACAAGUACUGCCUGUCCAUACUCACCUCCCACGUGAAGAAAACCACUCCAGAACUGGAAGUUGUGCUGCAGAAGGUACACAAGCUCCAAGGAAACGGGACAUCUGCUCCUGAUGCUGUUAGUGCCGAAGACGCCCUCAAGUAUUUGCUGCUUCUGGUCGACGUUAAUGAAUUAUAUGAUCAUUCUCUCGGGACCUAUGAUUUUGAUUUGGUUCUCAUGGUGGCCGAGAAGUCCCAGAAGGAUCCCAAAGAAUAUCUUCCAUUUCUUAAUACACUUAAGAAAAUGGAAACAAAUUAUCAGCGGUUCACUAUAGACAAGCAUUUGAAACGGUAUGAGAAAGCCAUCGGCCACCUCAGCAAAUGUGGACCUGAACACUUCCCGGAAUGCUUAAACUUAAUAAAAGAUAAAAACCUGUACAACAAAGCUCUGAAGUUGUACCCACGGGACUCGCAGCAGUACAAGGACAUCAGCAUUGCUUACGGGGAGCACCUGCUGCAGGAGCGUCUCCAAGAGCCAGCAGGGCUCGUGUUUGCCCGCUGCGGUGCCCACGAGAAAGCGCUGGAUGCCUUCCUGGCUUGUGGCAGCUGGCAGCAAGCUCUCUGUGUGGCUUCCCAGCUCAACUGGACCGAAGACCAACUGGCUGGGCUCAGCAGAACUCUGGCAGGAAAGCUGGUUGAACAGAGGAAGCACAGAGAUGCAGCCACGGUUUUAGAACAGUAUGCACAGGACUACGAAGAAGCAGUGCUCUUGCUGCUAGAAGGAGCUGCCUGGGAAGAAGCUUUGAGACUGGUGUACAAGUAUAACAGACUGGACAUUAUCGAAACCAAUGUAAAGCCUUCCGUUCUAGAAGCCCAGAAGCAUUACAUGGCAUUCCUGGAUUCUCAGGCGGCCACAUUCAGUCGUCAUAAGAAACGUUUCCUGGUGGUUCGAGAGCUCAAGGAGCAAGCCCAGCAGGUGACUCUGGGGGAGGACAUGCCCCAGCAUCAGGAGUCUGACCUCUUCUCUGAAACCAGCAGCGUUAUGAGUGCCAGUGACAUGAGUGGCAAAUACUCCCACAGUAACUCUCGGAUCUCAGCGCGAUCUUCAAAGAAUCGCCGGAAAGCUGAGCGGAAGAAGCACAGCCUCAAGGAAGGGAGUCCCCUGGAGCACCUGGCUCUAUUGGAGGCCUUGAGUGAAGUUGUUCAAAGUAUGGAGAAGUUGAAAGAUGAAAUACACCAUAUUUUGAAGAUGCUCUUUCUCUUUGAGUUUGAUGAGCAAGGAAGGGAGUUACAGAAGACCUUUGAGGGUACUCUGCAACUGAUAGAAAAGUCAGUGCCAGAAAUUUGGACUCUCCAACACAAGCAGAGCUCAGCUACGCCCGUCCUGGGUCCUGAUUCCACUGCAAAUAGUAUCAUGGCCUCCUAUCAACAACAGAGAAUGUCAGCUCCUACCCUUGAUUCUGAGCUUUUGAUACCACCAAAGAUCAACACAAAGACCCCGUGGAAACUGAGCCUUCUGGAGUGAUGGAUGGCGUGAGGUGGGCCCUGGCCCAAGAAGACCGGCUCCCUCCCAGGCUCCCUCAUCAGCCGAUCAUGCCUCCCAGCGCAGCUCUGCCCCACGCCACCAGGACCCAAGCAGCUUUUCGAUCUUUAUCUUGCCCAUAAUCUUAACCGCCAGAAUGGGAAACUUUAGCCAGUAGAGCAUUUCACAAGAGUUACUUGUUAUUUUUUAAAUGUUUGGAUUCACGCUGCUUGAGAGCCUGCCUGUCUCUGGUGUUGUCAUCAGCAUCUCAGAUUGUAUCCCCAGCUCCGGGCCUGAUUCAUGUUGGGGCUGUAGAAUAGUCGUUGUCUUCAUCCGUGCCUCUGUGCCUUGGGAAUAGUGUUUCGUGCUGUCUACCUCAAAAAUGUGAAGCCAAGUCAAAUGGUGUUUGUCAGUUGUUUUAUGUUUCUAGAGGAGAGUCUUCCGUGGAAACAGCGUGGCUGUCACGUUACGGACAUUUGGUCGUGCUCAGUCAACUUCGCUGCCUCCUUCCCCUCGAGCUGAGGAAGGAGCGACGGAUCUCUUUGAAGGUUCCCAGUGCUUGUGGCAGUUACUUGUCAGAGUGAGCCGGGUCGUGAGCUUCCAUUGUAAUGGUCUCGAGCCUCCUGUCCUUGCAGUGUCCCUGGGGACUGUCUCUCCUGCCUGUGAGUCACGUGCUGGAGUGGUGGCAGGAAUAGGUGAGACUCUUGGAAACGCCACCAGCACAUUUGUUGUGGAAGCUUGGACAUCAUGCUGUGUGAGAGGGACAAUCACUAGCCUCUUUCCUCCAGAGUACUGCCUCCGAAAUGUUUAUAAGCUUUUUUUUUUCCUUUUUUCUA
Sorex fumeus (smoky shrew) is the source of this 4982-nucleotide messenger RNA. It is a transcript of the gene ELP1, whose product is annotated as elongator acetyltransferase complex subunit 1. The transcript has 37 exons. The coding region runs from base 148 to 4149 and encodes 1333 amino acids. Lineage: Eukaryota; Metazoa; Chordata; Mammalia; Eulipotyphla; Soricidae. Gene Ontology annotation, biological process: tRNA wobble base 5-methoxycarbonylmethyl-2-thiouridinylation. Gene Ontology annotation, cellular component: cytosol; elongator holoenzyme complex. The record is from RefSeq and is a predicted model, not a curated record. Gene Ontology annotation, molecular function: tRNA binding; protein binding.